AUGGCCCGUACCAAGCAAACAGCAAGAAAAUCCACCGGAGGAAAAGCACCAAGGAAGCAACUCGCGACCAAAGCCGCGAGAAAAUCAGCCCCAGCCACCGGAGGAGUGAAGAAGCCCCACAGAUUCCGUCCCGGAACUGUUGCGCUAAGGGAGAUCAGGAAGUACCAGAAGAGCACCGAGCUUCUGAUCCGCAAGCUCCCCUUCCAGCGUCUUGUCCGCGAGAUCGCGCAGGACUUCAAAACGGAUCUGCGUUUCCAGAGCAGCGCAGUCGCGGCUCUCCAGGAGGCGGCGGAGGCUUACCUCGUGGGGUUGUUCGAAGACACGAAUCUUUGUGCGAUCCACGCGAAGAGGGUUACGAUUAUGCCUAAGGAUAUUCAGCUUGCGAGGAGGAUCAGAGGUGAGAGAGCUUGAGGAGGGAUGCAGAGGAUUUAGUUUAAGAUCGAGUCGUUUCUGUUUAUGUGAAUUUUGUUUUGUUUUUAAGUGUUCGAUGAAUUGUCUCUCAAUGAAUCAAUGGUCAAAUCCUAUCUUAGUUUUGAGUGAAACGCUAACAAUGUUUAGGAUCGAUGUUUCGUUUUGUACUUUACGAAAAUUAUCGUUGUAAGCAUUGGUUAUUUUCGACAUCAUCUUGUUGUUAAUUAAGUUAUUCAAUAAAGCGAGAUUGUUCACUGA
This is a messenger RNA of Eruca vesicaria subsp. sativa (arugula), 669 nucleotides long. Lineage: Eukaryota; Viridiplantae; Streptophyta; Magnoliopsida; Brassicales; Brassicaceae. The record is from the annotation of a GenBank genome assembly.